This is a messenger RNA of Sphaeroforma arctica JP610, 1443 nucleotides long. RefSeq lists its product as hypothetical. The annotation marks the transcript as partial. The transcript is spliced from 5 exons. The record is from RefSeq and is a predicted model, not a curated record. Lineage: Eukaryota; Ichthyosporea; Ichthyophonida. Gene Ontology annotation, cellular component: cytoplasm. Gene Ontology annotation, molecular function: ATP binding; ATP hydrolysis activity.
GACGAUGUAGACGCGUUGUGUCCCUCGGGAACGGCUGUGGCUAACAGUGGCAGCGGCUCUGUUCCGAUACGUCGCCUGACUGCGGUGUUUUUGGAAUGUCUCCAGAAUGCCAAUUGCAAGGGUGGAUUUACGGUUAUAGGUAUCACGUGUCGACUGCAUACGAUGGACGUAGCCGCGCGGAGUGCCGGGCGAUUCGAUGUACACUUGAAGAUGAGUCAUCCCACCAGUAGUGCACGUUUAGGGGUACUCUAUAAGCUCACGAAUACCAAGCACACCCUGCACUCAGCCGGAGUGUCAGAUAUAGAGCCCAGUGUAGGUACAAACGAGGGUACAGGUAUAUGUCCCGGGAAGGGCUUGUGCGCGAGUAUUCCUUUGCACCCGGAAGCAACCGCUUACCUACCCGAAGUGGCGCAGAUAUGCCAUGGGUUCAGUAUGGCCGAUCUGCAGCGACUGUGUACAGAGGCAGCGCUGCACGCCAUCCGAGAACAACUCGCACUCACACUCUUACGCACAGAUACGGAUUCGGAAACGAGUGCAGUAUCCCACGUAGGGGUUGUAGCUGAGGUUACAGUCGAUAGUAUGUCUCAGCACGCUGUCAGUGAGCAAAGAACGGGCUCAGACUUGGAUGUUAAUGCCAUCUGUGUGCACAAAUCCGAUAUCGAAUACGCGCUACUUGAGGUGUCACCUUCAUCGCUCGUGGAGUUCAAGGGUGUCAUGCUGACCGAGGACAACAACCCCAACCACGCACCAGAUGGUAGCAACCCCGACAAGGCUUCCUCCGCAAGCAAACCCGGCAAAGGUCUUGGAUUUGACCGGUUACGGGGGAUGCGAGAUACUAUUGCCACUCUCCGUGACAGUGUGCUAAUGCCUCUACUACACGCGGACCUAUGUGCGGCUAUGGGUAUACCCCCUCCUGCCGGCAUGUUGCUCGCAGGGCCCCAUGGCACGGGUAAGACUGUGUUGGCCAAGGCGAUUGCAUACGAGGCGAAACUCAAGGUCAUUGUUAUCAACGGUAGUGAACUUCGAACGCGUGUGGUCGGUGAGAGUGAGAAGGCAUUGGCUCGUAUCUUUGAGAGUGCUCGCGAAGCCGCGCCAUGCAUGCUGCUGUUUGAACAAAUAGACAUCGUUGCGAGUGCGAGGUCUCCGAAUGAUCAGGGUUCUGAUCGGCUGCUGACGACGCUCUUGACCGAAUUAGACGGCGUGGGAGGGCCAGGGAGUGGUCUCACAAAAUCGGCAGACACAAAUCGCCGUGUGUUCGUAGUGGGUACCACCACUCGGCCGGAGAUGCUUGACAGCGCCAUCAAUCGACCUGGACGACUGGACCUUCACUUUGAUCUUGCCUUGCCGAAUGCUGAGGACCGAGCAGAGAUACUUCGCUACUAUCUGAAUUCAUUACCAGGUGCGCCUUACGAAUGUGAGAAGAGGACAGAGGCAACUACUUAG